CUCUGACUACUACCACCACAAAUCCUCUUUUGAGCCCUGUCGCAAGGAAACAAACAGCUUGGUUUCCCUCUUUUCCUUCUCCCUAACCGGACUCCUGUUUGUCUGACGACGUUGUUUUUGUUUAUAACUGCCUUCUUACGGUCUUUAUCUAUUUAUUUAUGUAUUUAUUUGCGUGUUUCUUGCCCUGCUCUUAAGUUUUUGUCUCUCGUUUUUGUCGUUGUCUACGGGUUUUGUUGUGUGUAUCUUCUCGUUUCGAAUUGGGUUGAGGGCCUUUAUUAUACAAUCGUCUACCUCCUCGCGUUCGGGACCCAACAAAGGUUAACGACACUAAAUUUCUCCGUGAAAGCCAGUCUUUCAGCGAUUUGUAGUUGAGUGAGGUGUCUGUGAAACCAAGGAAUAACCGAGGUGUGCACCCUUCAAGAAUGCAACAAGUGCUGUCCCAAGCCCGCAAGUUCCUUGCGGAAUCGCCUGCAUGGUGCAGACUGGUUGUAUGUGCUUCUGUGUCUCUGCAUCUCAUAAGACCAUACAUCCCAAUUCUCGGGCAGCUGUCACUGUCCUGGGAUGGACUCUUCCAACACGCUCACGUUUACGAACUCUUCACAUACCCGUUUGUCCAUGUUUCGCUGCUUCAUCUGCUUCUAAACUGUAUCGCACUUGUCUCACUCAUGCCAACGUUUGAACGAACGCAUGGUACUGCUGUGACGUUUCUCUUGUGUAUGAUUCCAUACACAUUAGUUCCGGGAACGGCACAUCUCAUAACGACACGGUUCUUCUCCAAAAGUCCGGGAAUCAGCGUUGCUGGUUUGAGUGGAUGGGUGUUUGCUUUUCUAUCUGCUCAAUGCUGUCAGGCAGCACCAAAUGCAAGAACCCGAGAAGUCUUUGGAUGGAGUCCUUCCAAAAAGUGGCUCCCUCUGUUUUACCUGCUUUUAACGACAUUGAUGAUUCCAAAUUCAAGUUUUAUCGGUCACACGUUUGGUAUGCUUACCGGCUAUGCGACUCCUUGGAUGAUGUCGCAUGUGCCUUUUGCAACAAUUGCUGCUCGUUGCGAUCAACGCCUAGUUACGAUUCCCAGUUAUUAUGAAUUAAACCCAGCACAACUCAACCCUACUGCUAUGAUAUUGCCCGUCACUAUUGAUGAUGCUGCUGCUGUUACUACAAACACACCUACAACCUUCCCUGGGAGAGGCACUCGUCUUGGGACAUAAGAGCAGUAGGUUCAAACGUUUAAAUGUUUACGAUUCACCUUUUCGGUAUGGACAGCUGUUCGCACGUCUUCUCCCCUCUCAAGAAACUGCUCCCCUACAACUACUGCCAUUUUAUUUUUCUUAUUAAACGAUACUUUAAGUCCUAUUUUUCCUUCUUUUUACUUUCUUUCUACCACACAUACACACAUACACACCCUUUAAGCUCUCCCGUCUGUUAAUAAAAGAACACGUCUCUCUUUCAGAUUAUUCAUUCGUUUCACUAUUCCAGUCAUUGGUUAUCCAAAGAGGGAAGGCCGAACGAGAGUCAACGAGUCCGCAAAGGCAUCGAUACACUGGCCCGCUCUUUCGAAGCGUUGCGCAUCGUCCGCAGUCAGAGAUGCCACUGCCAAGGGCUCCUUGUCGGUGUAAUCGUUUCUCAAGGGCACGUUUAACGAUGCGACCAUGUCCACCUGGUACUUAGGACACCGAAUAACGUAUAAAAUGACAGCAAUGUUUUGCAGCAGCGUCCUUAUUGUGUGGUGACGAUCCCGAGGAAGCUGUUGGAAUCCUGUCAGCCGGCACACACUGGCAUUGUCGCCUAGGGAUGCUAUAUGUGAUAGUUUGCUUGUUUCUAUAUCUUCUUCCGACCAAAUGGUUGAUGCAACUGCAUCGUUGUCGUCAACAAGACUCUCAAAGUGAAACUGAGCUGCCGUUUUUCCCGGCGCAUCUCCGUGUUCCAGCAACUCAAAAAUAAAAGACAACAUGUCGUCCGAAUUUUCCAUAAAAACCUCUUGAUUGUCGGGCACUUCACGCAGCUUACUAACAUCGCAGAAUGAGGACGGAAGCUCCGCAGUAAGUGCUCCUCCGAAUAGUUGAACCAUCAUAUAUGCCUUAACUUUGACUUGCAGCUCUACGUUACUCAAGUGCUGCUGUUCUAUUGUUUUCGCUGCCUAGAAGGUCGCUAACACACAACUACUCAAAAAUGCUUCGGCUAUUGUAUAUAAAGGUGACAAAUGAACUUACACCAAAAAACGAUUUUGUGACGUUGGAUGAAGGCUCUCUCAAACGAAGUGCACGGCUAGCAAGCUUACGAAUUGAAGAGCUUGAUCGAACUCCAAACGACCAAAGAACAAUUUCCCGCCCCUCCCCAUUAGAAUAGAAUGCAAAACAAUGUUUUUUACUAUACUAUAAACCAGAAGCCAACCACGA
Molecule: messenger RNA, 2393 nt
Organism: Schizosaccharomyces japonicus yFS275
Lineage: Eukaryota; Fungi; Ascomycota; Schizosaccharomycetes; Schizosaccharomycetales; Schizosaccharomycetaceae
Product: rhomboid family protease
Exons: 3
Coding region: 423-1205 (260 amino acids)
Cellular component (GO): membrane
Molecular function (GO): serine-type endopeptidase activity
Source: RefSeq, a predicted model, not a curated record